Manis javanica (Malayan pangolin) is the source of this 1712-nucleotide messenger RNA. RefSeq names its product 3-galactosyl-N-acetylglucosaminide 4-alpha-L-fucosyltransferase FUT3-like. Gene Ontology annotation, cellular component: membrane. The record is from RefSeq and is a predicted model, not a curated record. Gene Ontology annotation, molecular function: alpha-(1->3)-fucosyltransferase activity. NCBI's taxonomy places the organism in Eukaryota, Metazoa, Chordata, Mammalia, Pholidota, Manidae.
CAGCUACAGGUACAUUUCCUUUUCCUUCCUUAUCUACGCCCUUGGGAGGCCAGCCGUACCUCCGUUCUAAACCUCCUGGUCAGUUGUUUGCUGCCCGACACGCCGCAGCCUCCAGCUCGACGGUAUUAAGUACAUUUACAAUGCUGUGCAACCAGCCCCACCAUCCAGCUCCGAAACUCUUUCAUCAACAGAAGCUCUGAACUCACUGCUCCUCCCCAUGGAUUUGCUCAGCUGGGCCAAGAUAAGGAGCUCCUGGCACCAUUAUCUCCCCAGCCUGUUGCUGCAGCUGCUUUUGGCCCUGUGUUUCUUCUCCUACCUGCGUGUGUCCCAAGACAAGUCCAUAUGGUCCCCUAAGUUGGAGCCCACAGCCGGGGAACCUCUCACCCCCAGGCCCAAUGGGUCGGCAGGGCAGGCGUCCCCCGCCCGCCCGCCCCUGCUGCUCCUGCUAUGGACUUGGCCUUUCCACAGCCCCGUAGAGCUGUCCAGCUGCUCGAAGAUGUGGCCUGGCACGCCCGACUGCCAGCUGACUGCCAAUCGCAAAGCGUACCCUCGGGCGGAUGCCGUCCUCGUGCACCACCGGGAGGUCAGCUCCAGGCCGAGGGCGCAGCUCCCGCCCUCCCCGCGGCCGCCCGGCCAGCGCUGGGUCUGGUACAGCAUGGAGUCGCCCAGCCACUGCCCACAGCUGAAGGCCCUGGACGGCUUCUUCAACCUCACCAUGUCCUACCGCCGAGACUCGGAUGUCUUCACGCCAUACGGCUGGCUCGAGCCAUGGCCCGGCCAGCCGGCCAACACGGCGGUCAACCUCUCGGCCAAGACGGAGCUGGUGGCCUGGGUGGUGUCCAACUGGAGGGCAGACUCCGUCAGGGUGCAGUACUACCAAAAGCUGCAGGCUCACGUCAGGGUGGAUGUGUACGGGCGCGGCCACAAGCCUCUGCCCUCGGCGGUCAUGAUGGAGCGGCUGGCCCAGUACAAGUUUUACCUGGCUUUCGAGAACUCUCUGCAUCCCGACUACAUCACAGAGAAGCUGUGGAAGAAUGCCCUGCGGGCCGGGGCCGUGCCUGUGGUGCUGGGCCCCAGCAGGAGCAACUACGAGCAGUUCCUGCCGCCCGAUGCCUUCAUCCACGUGGACGACUUCCAGAGCCCCAGGGACCUGGCCCAGUAUCUGCUGGCGCUGGACCAGGACGAUGCCCGCUACCUGAGCUACUUCCGCUGGCGGGAGACACUGCGGCCUCAGUCCUUCAGCUGGGCCCUGAUGUACUGCAAGGCCUGCUGGCGGCUGCAGCAGGAGUCCAGCUACCAGACAGUGCCCAGCAUAGCCUCUUGGUUCACAUGAGCCUCCAGCCGAGGGGCCGGCCUGCCGGGAUCUCACCGGCUGGGCAUCUUAGCUGCUGCAGAUCUCACUUGCCUGAGACUUCACCUACCAGGUGCUUCUGCUGCCAGAAAUCUGGGCCCCAGGGACUUCACCUGUCAGGGGUCUUACCUGGUGGGGGGGAGCAGGUGUGUCACCUGCUUGAGGUGGGGUGUGGGGUCACCUGCUGGGGACCUCACCCACCAAGGCCCUCAACCCCUAGGGGACUGGUCUAGGGUCCUGCCUGUUGGUGAUGAUUCUGGCGUAUUUCCUAACUGCCUGUUGGGUGUGCAGGGAAGCAAUCCCUGCACCUUUUUCUCAGAAGGGAAUGCUCCGAGGUAAACUGAUGUGUCUGCCUCCUUUA